CCCCUGAAUUUUCGGAGCUAGAUAUAAACAUCGAAACCUUCUAGGGUAUCAGUAGAAUAAGAUAUUUCAGGUAAAGGGAAGUGGCAACUUUUCUCAACCAGGAAAGUCAUGGAAUUCAAAGCUUUGCUUGGCAUUGCUCUAGUUUUAGCGCAUGCUUGCUGUGGAUCACGAAAAGAGCGCAUAAGAGCAGACUUCUACAACCUUAAAUCGGUAUCUAGACACGAAAAAGUACCCGAGAAUGUGAAAAUACAAGUGUUCAAUGAACUUCAGACUCAAAACUCAGGUGCUUAUGCGUACGCCAAGAGGUCUGGGAGCGCUACAAAAACGCAUAGAUGUGAUAUUGUGGACCAGCAAAUCCCAAGACAUCUCACUUUCAUAACGAGGUACAGGUUUUAUUCAAAGUAUACACAUGCGUAUGGGAUUCCAGUGGUAGCCUCCUCCGUGGUGUCUGAUGAAGCUGUUAAGCGAGCUUGCUACGUCGUUCGUUUCCUUUUUGCGGAUCGAAGCGACAUCAGAGAAAAUAUGUAUAAAUAUUACGGCAGAGUGGCAGUUAUUGGAAAGAACCAAGAAUUGACACGGAUCCCUGAGUUCAGCCAUCUACCUGCGUGGUGGAACCAACGUGCACGUGGUCUCGGAGGAACACUCCAUAUCCCAGUGUCUUGUGGAGGAGAGGAGAAUCUUCUGUGCCUAAGGCAGGACCGUUACUAUGGAGACGACAUUUUCUUUCAUGAAGCUGCACAUGCAGUUGCAGAGCUUGCAAUAAGAGGUGGCCCCAAUGGAGACUUGGAUGGUUUGUAUGCAAAGCUUCUACGAAGUUACAACAAUGCCAGACGCAAGGGACUCUGGAGAAGAACGUACUCAAUGGAUACAGUAAGAGAGUAUUUUGCAGAAGGGGCACAGAGCUUCUUCAACUGCCAUGUUUCAGUCGACCCUCCCAAUGGUAUUCACAACAGCAUUAGCACGAGAAGCAAGUUAAAAAACUAUGAUCCUGAACUGUAUCGAGUCCUGGAAGAAGUUUUCCCCUGUAAAAAUACCUAUCAUUGGUGCUACAAAGGAACACCACCGGACCCAGCCAUGGACUGCCCUGUAGGUGGGACUAGACCUAGUCCAAAACCAAGAUCAACAAAUACGCCAGUGACUCAAAAACCCACAGAACAGCCACCAGUACCAACAGGUUGUGAAGAUAAAGAAGGAAAUUGUAGAUAUUGGGCCAAUUCUGGUUACUGUACAGGAAAAUGGAAAAGUUAUAUGUCGACAAAUUGCAGAAAGAGCUGCAAUUUGUGUGGAUCAGGUGACAAAAAUAGAAAUUGUGGUGCAUGGGCUGGAGCUGGUUACUGUCGCUCAUCUGCAUACAUUGAUUACAUGAAGAAAAAUUGCUGCAAGAGUUGUCGUCAUUGCUAAAACAUAAAGACUGGUAUUAACGAGCCACCUUUAGUUAACAAGAGACAAGAUUUAUGGCGUAUUAGAAUACGCUGCCUAUCUCAUAUAGUGUAUCUUCCGUUUAUUAACGUUUACUGAAAUACCAAAUUAUAAUAGUUUCCUCUUUUAUUAUAUGCAAGGAUGUUAUGUUGG
This is a messenger RNA of Rhopilema esculentum, 1572 nucleotides long. Lineage: Eukaryota; Metazoa; Cnidaria; Scyphozoa; Rhizostomeae; Rhizostomatidae. The record is from RefSeq and is a predicted model, not a curated record.